Trichosporon asahii var. asahii CBS 2479 is the source of this 1455-nucleotide messenger RNA. RefSeq lists its product as uncharacterized. Gene Ontology annotation, biological process: GABA catabolic process. Lineage: Eukaryota; Fungi; Basidiomycota; Tremellomycetes; Trichosporonales; Trichosporonaceae. Gene Ontology annotation, molecular function: succinate-semialdehyde dehydrogenase (NAD+) activity. The record is from RefSeq and is a predicted model, not a curated record. The transcript has 3 exons. Bases 1 to 1455 code for a protein of 484 amino acids.
AUGACCGUCGCUACCCAGUACAAGAACCAGUGCUACGUCAACGGCAAGUGGGUCUCCUCCGAGUCCGGCAAGACCUUCGCCGUCACCAACCCCGCGACCGGCGAGCACAUCGCCGAUGUCCCCGACAUGACCGAGGAGGAGGUCCUCGGCGCGGUCAAGGCUGCUGAGGACGCCUUCCCCGCCUGGUCCAACACUCCCCCCAAGGCCCGUUCCGACAUCAUCAUGAAGUUCUACCAGCUCAUGAUGGAGCGCACCGACGAGCUCGCCAAGCUCAUCACCCUCGAGAACGGCAAGCCCCUUGCUGACGCUGUCACCGAGCACAAGUACUCGGCCUCGUUCAUGGAGUGGUUCGCCGCCGAGGCUAUGCGCACCGACGGCGACGUUAUCCCCUCGACCAUCCCCGGUCUCCGCAACGUCGUCAUCCGUCAGCCCGUUGGUGUCGUCGGUAUUAUCACCCCCUGGAACUUCCCCUCUGCCAUGAUCACCCGCAAGGUCGGCCCUGCCCUCGCCGCUGGAUGCACCUGCGUCGUUAAGGCUCCCUCUGACACCCCUCUCUCGGCCUUCGCCCUCAUGGAGAUUGCUGAGCAGGCCGGCGUCCCCGCCGGUGUUAUCAACGUCAUCUCCUCGCGCAACUCGCGCAUGUGCGCCAAGAUCCUCUGCGAGCACCCUGUCAUCAAGAAGAUUUCUUUCACUGGCUCGACCGGUGUUGGCCAGCAGCUCAUGGCCCAGUCUGCCUCGACCCUGAAGAAGAUGUCUAUGGAGCUUGGCGGUAACGCGCCCUUCAUCGUCUUCGAGGACGCUGACAUUGACGACGCCGUCAAGGGCGCCGUCAUUGCCAAGUUCCGCUCCUCGGGCCAGACCUGCGUCUGCGCCAACCGCCUCUACGUCCACGAGAAGGUCUACGACGAGUUCACUUCCAAGCUCGCUGAUGCCGUCCGCGCCUUCGUUGUCGGAAACGGUAUGGACAAGGGCGUCACCCAUGGCCCUCUCAUCCAUGAGCGCGCCGUUGCCAAGGUCAAGGAGCACGUUGAGGACGCCGUCGCCAAGGGCGCCAAGGUCCUCGUCGGUGGAAAGCCCGGCAAGGGCAACUUCUUCGAGCCCACUGUCCUCGUUGACGUGCCCGUUGAGGCUGUCGUCAGCAAGGACGAGACUUUCGGUCCUCUCGCCCCCUGCUUCAAGUUCUCUUCGGAGGAGGAGGUUCUCAAGCUCGCCAACGACACUGAGUACGGCCUUGCUGGCUACUUCUACUCGCGCGACAUCGGUCGUGUGUGGCGUGUCGCUGAGGCGCUCAAGGCCGGCAUGGUCUGCGCCAACUCUGGCGUCCUUUCGCAGGCCACCAUCCCCUUCGGAGGCAUCGAUCAGAGCGGACAUGGGGUUGAAGGCUCUCGCUUCGGAAUUGAUGAGUACAUGGUGAAGAAGCUCAUCGCGAUGGGCGGCCUUGGAACGAAGUACUGA